This is a messenger RNA of Pipistrellus kuhlii (Kuhl's pipistrelle), 3235 nucleotides long. It is a transcript of the gene MAPK8IP1, whose product is annotated as mitogen-activated protein kinase 8 interacting protein 1. The transcript is spliced from 12 exons. NCBI's taxonomy places the organism in Eukaryota, Metazoa, Chordata, Mammalia, Chiroptera, Vespertilionidae. Gene Ontology annotation, biological process: regulation of JNK cascade. The record is from RefSeq and is a predicted model, not a curated record. The coding region runs from base 399 to 2498 and encodes 699 amino acids. Gene Ontology annotation, cellular component: cytoplasm. Gene Ontology annotation, molecular function: protein binding.
UACAAGCCUGGGCCAGGGAGGGGGGCCGCUCCAGCCCCCCUGGCAGGGGCAUUGGAAGGGCAGGUGGAGCGGGUAGCAUUGAUUGCAGUAACCUGAUCCCUCGGGGAGGCGGCAGCGACAGCGGCAUUGGGCAUCGGCAUCGCAGGGGAGGAAGCUGCCUGCAGCUGAGGGCUGGGCCUGGAAGAGCUGGGCUGGGGCCUGGGUCUGCGGGCCGCUGUCUCGUCUCCCGGCCCAUGUAUUUUUAAUGAGCUCUCCAGGCUUCUGCAGCGGGCAGCAUGCGGAAAGGCAGGCCCAGGCCUGUGGCCCCAGCCCUGCCCUCAGCCCUGGCCCCCCAACCCUUCUGGGCAUGAGAGGGCGGUCCUGGGGCCCCGAAGCCCCCUGGCCGGGCAGGGCUCUCCAUGCAGCUCUUCCUGAAGAUGGAUUCAAGCCCAGACAAUGACAGCUGGUUGGAGGAUCAGUGGGAGCACUGGCUCACCCAUGAUAUCAGCCUGGAGGAGUUUGAGGAUGAAGACCUCUCCGAGAUCACCGAUGAGUGCGGCAUCAGUCUGCAGUGCAAAGACGCCCUGUCCUUACGGCCCCCGCGUGCCGGGCUGCUGUCGGGGGGCGGCGGCUGCGCGGGGAGCCGGCUGCAGGCCGAGAUGCUGCAGAUGGACCUGAUCGACGCGGCGGGGGACACUCCCGGCGCCGAGGACGACGAGGAGGAGGACGAGGAGGAGCGCGCGGCGCGGCGUCCGGGAGCGGGGCCGCCCGAAGCCGAGCCUCGCCAGGAGCCGGCGCCCCGCGGCCAGGGCCAGGGCCAGGGCCAGGGCCAGGGCGGCGGGGACACGUACCGACCCAAGCGGCCCACCACGCUCAACCUCUUCCCGCAGGUGCCGCGGUCUCAGGACACGCUGAAUAAUAAUUCUCUGGGCAAGAAGCACAGUUGGCAGGAUCGGGUGUCUCGAUCAUCCUCACCCCUGAAGACAGGGGAGCAGACGCCUACACACGAACACAUCUGCCUGAGCGAUGAGCUGCCACCCCAGAGCAGCCCCGCCCCCACCACAGACCGAGGCACCUCCACCGACAGCCCCUGCCGCCGCAGUGCUGCCACCCAGAUGGCGCCUCCCAGUGUCCCUCAGGCUGCCCCACCCGGUGGCCGGGGCCACUCGCAUCGAGACCGCAUCCACUACCAGGCAGACGUGAGGCUGGAGGCCACUGAGGAGAUCUACCUGACACCGGUGCAGAGGCCCCCCGACCCUGCAGAGCCCACCUCUGCCUUCUUGCCGCCGGCUGAGAGCCGGAUGUCGGUCAGCUCCGAUCCAGACCCCGCUGCCUACCCCUCAACAGCGGGGCGGCCGCACCCCUCCAUCAGCGAGGAGGACGAGGGCUUCGACUGCUUGUCCUCCCCGGAGCGGGCUGAGCCACUGGGCGGAGGGUGGCGGGGGAGCCUGGGGGAGCCGCCGCCGCCCCCACGGGCCUCCCUGAGCUCGGACACCAGCGCGCUGUCCUACGACUCGGUCAAGUACACGCUGGUGGUGGACGAGCACGCACAGCUGGAGCUGGUGAGCCUGCGGCCGUGCUUCGGAGACUACAGCGACGAGAGCGACUCGGCCACUGUCUACGACAACUGCGCCUCUGCCUCCUCGCCCUACGAGUCGGCCAUCGGGGAGGAGUAUGAGGAGGCGCCGCGGCCGAGGCCCUCUGCCUGCCUCUCGGAGGACUCCACACCCGACGAGCCCGACGUCCACUUCUCCAAGAAGUUCCUCAACGUCUUCAUGAGCGGCCGCUCUCGCUCCUCCAGUGCGGAGUCCUUUGGGCUCUUCUCUUGUGUCAUCAACGGGGAGGAGCAGGAGCAGACCCAUCGGGCCAUCUUCAGGUUUGUGCCUCGCCAUGAAGAUGAACUUGAGCUGGAAGUGGACGACCCCCUGCUGGUGGAGCUCCAGGCCGAGGACUACUGGUAUGAGGCCUACAACAUGCGCACAGGGGCCCGGGGCAUCUUUCCCGCCUACUACGCCAUCGAGGUCACCAAGGAGCCUGAACAGAUGGCAGCCCUGACCAAAAACAGCGACUGGGUGGACCAGUUUCGGGUGAAGUUCCUGGGCUCCGUCCAGGUUCCCUACCACAAGGGCAAUGACGUCCUCUGUGCCGCUAUGCAAAAGAUCGCCACCACCCGCCGGCUCACCGUGCACUUUAACCCGCCCUCCAGCUGCGUCCUAGAGAUCAGCGUGAGGGGCGUGAAGAUCGGCGUCAAGGCUGAUGACUCCCAGGAGGCCAAGGGGAAUAAAUGUAGCCACUUUUUCCAGUUAAAAAACAUCUCUUUCUGUGGAUACCAUCCAAAGAACAACAAGUACUUUGGGUUUAUCACUAAGCACCCCGCUGACCACCGGUUUGCCUGCCAUGUCUUUGUGUCUGAAGAAUCCACCAAAGUCUUGGCGGAAUCUGUGGGGAGGGCGUUCCAGCAGUUCUACAAGCAGUUUGUGGAGUACACGUGCCCCACGGAAGACAUCUACCUGGAGUAGCAGCGCUGCCUGCCCUCUGCAUCCCUGGGGCCUCAGGCCAGUGCCAGGACAGCUGGCUGCUGACAGGACGUGGCACUGCUGGAGGAGGGGCACCCGCCGCCACCAGAGGGUGGGGGAGUGGAGGCCAUCGGCCGAGGGUGGGAGGGUGGGGGUUACGGGGAGAGGCAAAUGCAGUUUAUUGUAAUAUAAGGGGUUAGAUUUAUCUAUGGAGGACAGAGCUGGCUGCCCGGGGAUUGGGUGGGGGCAGGGCUGGUCAGGCCUGUGGCCAGGAAGGAUGUACAACCAUGAGCAGAGGGUUCUGUCCCAUCCUGGGCCACGCUUCCCCUGCCAGGGCCUCUGGCUCUCUUCUGCCUUGAUGAAGCCCAUGCCACCUGCAAGUGCCCACCCUGCCCCCAACUCCCAACCCCAACCAAAGGCCCUGAGCUCAGGCUGAGACCGGCACCUCCUAAGGACUUUCCGGUAAGGAAACGGCAGCGGGUGGAGGUGCAUCCCUGUCCCCAGCUCUGUCACUUGUGUGGCCUCUGGCUGGCUCCACCUCCAACCCCGCUGGCAUGCUGGCCCCCGCGGUUGUGGGGCCCCUCAAGGAAGGAGAGACCCACAGCAGGGCCCCACCCUGGCAGGAAAAGGCGGCUUCCCCCUGGCUCGGGCCAGCCCGGCCUCUUGGCUGCUUUGGCUGUAGCCCCAUCUUGGUCCUGUCACCCUGGCCACAACUAUUAAAGUGCCAUUUCCUGUCUGGA